Messenger RNA from Amorphotheca resinae ATCC 22711, 546 nucleotides. RefSeq lists its product as hypothetical. The record is from RefSeq and is a predicted model, not a curated record. Bases 1 to 546 code for a protein of 181 amino acids. The transcript has 3 exons. NCBI's taxonomy places the organism in Eukaryota, Fungi, Ascomycota, Leotiomycetes, Helotiales, Amorphothecaceae.
AUGGCUGAAUCAGCAGAGCCUCUCGAGUACUUGGAUUACCUCGCCAGCUUCAUGGACAGCGAUAUCCCGCCGAGGAUCUCAUGGAGCAAGCUAGAGGAACGCUUCAAUCGCCGGGUUGCUAAGUACAGAGAACGGUGGCCAGAGUGUGACGAGAACAGAAUCAAGUACUGUGCGCUGCACCAGACAUGCACAAAACUCUGGAACCCGAAGCCGCCGUUCCCAACGAUGGAUAGGUUCUCUUUCAAGAAUAAUGACUGGCCUCGUGAUGCGGUCACUGAGCCUGAAGCUUCAUCAUCUCUUACUAUGAAUACGGAGCAGGCAGAGGCUGUUGGGAAGGGCAAGGACGGCAAGGCUAAGCUUGUACCGAAACCGAACUUUAAGACUUUUUCAGCUGGACUUGCCGAAGAUGCCAAUGCAACGCAAGUGUCUGGUAGCGGUAGUGGGAGCGGACGAGGUCAGGUCUCUGGAGAGGCCGAAGGCGCUGCUGCUCCGCCGAUUGGAGAGGCGUCGGGAUCCGGGCAGGGGAAUCCGCUAGGUGAUGCUUGA